AGUCGAAGGAGCUUUUCCAAGGCUUUACAGCGCCUCGAAUCCGGAAAUUGAACGCUGCUCUGGAUAGCACAGAACAUCGAGCAUUGCUCGCCAGCGAGCUUCCUGGUGUCGCUCGAGCCGUGCACGUUGGCACUGUCGUGAGUUACUCGCAGCAAACGAACUUCGCACCGAGACCUGUAGAUGGCGAUUCAGCGCUCCUCGUGAACUGUUCGUUAUAGCUGACUCGGAGGUCAUCCGCUUCCGACGUUAAUUUCUCUUGACAGAGACAACGUAAUUAUUCAGAAUCUCGGAUUGGAUUCAACUCAUCUCGCGACCGGAAAUUCAGCCCAAGGCCCCGGGAAUGAACGGGGAAACCGACAUGAACGCUCACGAUCCACCGGCUUCCACUAAGCUUUGGGGGAGAAUCCUGCCGACCCUGAUCCUUUUCGCCGUUUCGUCGAUCGGAUACUUCUCCUCCCACCGGCGCUCGGAGCUCGGAGCGGAAACCAGAGGGCUGCUGAAGAUAAUACCCAUAUUAUUUCUCGCUUCGUUUUGUAUCUUCGAGGGCCGCAGCCGAUCCAAAUACAGAUAUUACGUGACGGCGGGUCUGCUGGCAUCUUGCGCCGGAGAUUAUUUCUUGGUCUGGAGCGACGAAGACAAUUUCAUGCGGGGAAUGGGAGCCUUCGCCCUCGCCCACCAAUUGUACAUCCUGGCUUUCGGCUUCAAGUCCCUCUCUCCGGUUCUGAUGAUUUCUGCGGCAAUCUCGGGAUCGAGCGUAGCGAUGAUCUUGUUACCUCAUCUGAAAGGUGUUCUCGCCUACGGUGUGCCGUGCUAUAUCGUUCUCAUUUCGUGCAUGGUCUGGCGAGCUUCCGCGCGUGUGCACCCCCCGUGCGAAUGGCCGAGCGUGGUCGGCGCUCUUGGCGCAUUAGUAUUCGCAGUCUCGGACCUCAACCUCGCACUGAACGCGUUUUACUUCGAAAUGCCGUACGAGGGGCAUCACACGGUGACGAUGGUAUUUUACUACAUCGGCCAGCUGUGCAUAGCCCUUUCUGUGUCGGAUCACGAGAGGCUGGUCUGA
This is a messenger RNA of Galendromus occidentalis (western predatory mite), 1057 nucleotides long. RefSeq names its product lysoplasmalogenase-like protein TMEM86A. The record is from RefSeq and is a predicted model, not a curated record. The transcript has 4 exons. Gene Ontology annotation, molecular function: hydrolase activity. Gene Ontology annotation, cellular component: membrane. Lineage: Eukaryota; Metazoa; Arthropoda; Arachnida; Mesostigmata; Phytoseiidae. Bases 341 to 1057 code for a protein of 238 amino acids.